GAUAAUAAUAAAAAUCAUCAUAAUCAUCGUAAUUAUCAUUAUUAUCAUCAUCAUCAACAAUAUUCGUAUUCAUAUAACGUCCAUUCAUAUGCACCAACAUCAUCGUUAUCAUUAUAUAACAGCAAUAAUAAUAAUAAUAAUAAUCAUCGAUCAAAAACAUUAUAUAUAGCGGGUUUUUUUCCAACAUCUCGUGAUAUACCACAAGGUGCAAUUGGUCGUGGUGUAUUACCGGCCGUACGUUUAGCAUUACAACAUGUGAAUGAAAGCCCAUUAUUUACUAAAUAUCGUUUAGAUCUUGUUUGGAAUAAUACAAAGUGUGAUGCAGCUUAUGGUAUGAAAGCAUUUUUUCGAAUGCUUGAUGAAGAUCCAGUUAAAAUAUUGUUAUUUGGUGGUGCAUGUCCAUCUGUAACCGAUCCAAUUGCCAAGACAUCAAAAUUUUUUCAUCUAAUCCAGUUGUCAUAUGCUGAUACAUUUACUGCCACAACUGCCAAUUUUUUUCGUAUCGUUCCUAGUGAAGGAUCAUUUAACCCUGCACGUGUCAAGUUGUUGAAAUUUUUCAAUUGGACAAAAGUUGGAACCAUUUAUCAAAAUUUGCCUCGUUAUAGUCUGUGUGUCAUUUCCAUUUAA
This is a messenger RNA of Dermatophagoides farinae (American house dust mite), 627 nucleotides long. The record is from RefSeq and is a predicted model, not a curated record. NCBI's taxonomy places the organism in Eukaryota, Metazoa, Arthropoda, Arachnida, Sarcoptiformes, Pyroglyphidae.